AUGGACAGUUAAAAAUAUUCGAUGUGGCAACGCCGCAUAGUGAUUUCAUUCGACGACGCGCAUGCGCAAUCGUUGUAAUAAAAGCUAUCCAACAAUUUUUAUUUAACAAAUACUUUAGAAAUUAAUAAAUUUAUUCAUAGAUCUGCGUGAUUUCGUGUGACGUGGACCCGAAUUAACUCAGCACAUUAUUAUCACUCCUGUAAAAUGUAAAGCUGAACUUUUCGCCACACCACACGAGGAAAUUUCUUCGAUAAAGUGUUGCUUUUUGCACUUUUAUCACCACCGUUCAAGUAGUUCACCAUUUACACCCUUGGAAAUUCAGCAGGUUCCAAUUCGCAGCAAUGUCCUCCGGGGCUUCGGAAUCCGGUGAAGCGGUCCAAACCCUUCCCGAACUCGACACAACCACCUCCGAAAACUCCAUAAUUUCAUCAAACCCCAUGAAAACACAAGUAGUCCCAUUGGUCUACAUCCAAACACAGUCAAAACUUCCAUUUUCAUCAAUCACCAAACCCAACAUGGUUAACACUCAACUACAAUUCGCUACACUACCCAACAUAGUCAACAAAACUCCACCAAACCAAGGAGUUAUCCUAACUCCAGUUAAAAACGUCCCAAAGGGCCAACAAUUGGUCAUUCACAAACCAAGCAACAUGCAAACGGUGACGUUAUCAUCAGGAACGUACCUGACGAUGAUCAAACCCUUGACGAAACUCUCCGAAACGAAAUCGGAACCGGGCAAAAAACUCAUGAUAGCACCAAUGCCCAAAGUGAUAAAAAAUCGCCUACCGGUGACUGUUACCACCAAUACAUUGCAGCCGAAAAUCGCAUUUAUGCCUUUAUUACCGGCGAAUAAUGUUAAAGUCCAGGAGGAUUCGGUUAAAGAAGAAGAGAAUAAUUUGGUUUGUGACGAAGUGAUUGAUUUAGACAGUCCGGUUAAGAGCGAGAAAGAAUACGAAUUAUCCAUACUGGAAGAUUCGAAUUCGUUCAGUUUCGAAGACAAGCGCAAAGAAAUACCCAAGUUUACCAAACACGGAGUUUCAAUCCUUAAAAAAAACUACCAAGGGGAAAAACCGCGCAAUUCCACUACUAACACCAACCAAAUUGUAGAUCCAGAUCCGGUCAAGUUGCAGAAAACCGAACGGAGGCGGAAAUCGAAUUUUUCCUACCGGAAGGAUUACGACGAUAUGGAGAUUGUGGAAAGUAAGGAGAAGUUUAAUUUGGACUCGGACGUGACGUUGACGAAGUUGGAAGAUGCGGAACAUUUUGAUAAGAAGCAUGUCAAGGAUGAUUUUUUAGAAAUUGAAGUUAUCAAAGAGAAGAAAACGGAUAUUAAUAUGAACGAUGAUUUUGAUUUGCAGAAGAUUCUCAAGUGGGAUGAAGGGAUUGGCAGCUUGCCUGGAAGUGAUUUAAAGUUUAUUGUGAAUGAGUUUAAUUUGAUUGAAUAUGUGACGACCGAGGAGUAUAACAAGAUUAUUGAGAAACGGCUCGCUAAAGUUAAUAAGGUAAAAAACGAGUUCCAGGAGGAGCUCCGUUGCGUCGAAUGUGGCUGUUACGGCCUCCCAUCCGAAUUCAUCACUUCAAAAUACUGCAGUUUAGACUGUCAAGAUGCCGGAAACAACAAACAAAUGCGUGAUCGCGACCUAAAAAUCAAAAAGAAGAAGAAAAAAGGCGGUGGAUUCCCACUGAAAAAAAUCGAAUCGGAUCCUUUGAGCGGUAGUGAUGAUGAUACCUCCAAUGAAAACUCCCAAGAUAAGUUUUCCUAUCCAUGGACCUGUUCGAAAAAGGGCUUUUCCUGGACGAAGUACCUCGAUCAUAUCAAGGCCAAAGCGGCUCCAGUUAAACUUUUCAAAGAUCCGUUUCCCUACACCCGGAACGGGUUUCGACCCGGAAUGAAAUUGGAAGGAAUUGAUCCGCAACAUCCGUCGUAUUAUUGUGUUUUGACCGUUGCGGAAAUCUGCGGAUAUCGAGUGAGGUUGCAUUUUGAUGGGUAUCCGGAAAAUUAUGAUUUUUGGGCCAAUGCGGAUAGUAUGGACAUCUUUCCGGUCGGAUGGUGUGAGAAACAUGGACGCGGGUUGCAAGCGCCACCUGGAUAUACGAGUGAAAAUUUUAAUUGGGUGGCGUAUUUGAAGCAAACUAAGUCGACGGCAGCUCCCAAACAUCUCUUUGCCAAUCGAGCAGGAAAUACAAUAUGCCCGAACGGCUUCCGCGUCGGCAUGAAACUCGAAGCCGUGGACAAGAAGAACUCUUCAUUGGUCUGCGUUGCAACUGUCAAAGACAUGAUGGACAAUCGAAUCCUUGUCCAUUUCGACAGUUGGGACGACAUUUACGAUUAUUGGGCCGACCCCACCUCACCUUACAUACAUCCAGUCGGCUGGUGUGACCAAUACGGCCAUAACUUAACACCACCCAAUGUUGUAGAUUAUCCGAAUCCGGAGACUUUCUCCUGGGCCAAGUACCUGAAAGAGACCAAAGCGGUGGCAGCACCGGUGCGCGCCUUCAAACAACGCCCAGCUUGUGGUUUUAAGCGUGGGAUGCGUCUUGAAUGCGUUGAUAAAAGAGUACCGCAGCUUAUCAGAGUGGCAACGGUUGAUGACGUCAGAGAUCAUCAAAUUAGGAUACAUUUUGACGGGUGGCCUGAUCGGUACAGUUAUUGGGUGGAUGAUGAUCAUGAAGAUAUACAUCCAGUUGGCUGGUGUCAAAAAACAGGUCAUCCGAUUGAGACACCGCUAACACCUGAUGAUGUUUAUGAUUUUUUGGAAUGUCCCACUGUUGGCUGUAGAGGGAUGGGUCAUAUUCAAGGACCCAAAUUUGCGACCCAUUCCGAACAAAAGUAUUGUCCAUAUGCGGAGGAUAAUAUUGAUGUUGAUCGAGUUCUACCCGAUCGGUUAUUGACACCUGAUCGGUUAGUCGAGGCUGUGGUUCCGGUAUCUAGAGAGCCGAGAGAUAAAAUUAAGCCCAGAUUAGGUCGACCACCCAAGUACCUCAAACUGGAAAACAAUGUCAAAGAACCGGAAGAGGAGGUGAAGAAACCGAAACGUAAGUACCGGAAACGCAUAAAACGCCCAAUCGAAGAAGAAGAAGAGGAGGAACAACCGGAUUCGAAAAUUAGGAAAAUCGAGUCGCUUAUGGACGAGGCGAAUGUCGAGCCCGCCGUUAAGGAAACUUGGGAUAAACACAGUAGAUUUUUGCAAGAAUAUGUGGAAGACGUUGGCGAUCCGUUACGUUGGAGUGUAAAUGUAGUUUCUGAGUUUGUAUCAACUUUACCAGGGUUGGAGCAUAGUAGUGAUCAUUUUCGCAAUUCUGAAAUAGAUGGUGAUGCAUUCUUAUCGCUCAAUCAGCGAGACUUGAUUGACAUUUUACAUGUCAAAGUUGGUCCUGCGAUUAAAUUGUACAAUGUUAUUGUGUUGUUGAGACGGAAGGUGCGGCAAGUGCGCACGUAACGCUUUAUACGUUUUUAAAUUUAUUUGUAAAUAUUUAUUAAUAAAUGCGAUGCGUUGUUAAUCCCACA
Messenger RNA from Tribolium castaneum (red flour beetle), 3508 nucleotides. It is a transcript of the gene l(3)mbt, whose product is annotated as lethal (3) malignant brain tumor. Gene Ontology annotation, molecular function: histone binding; zinc ion binding; chromatin binding. The transcript has 8 exons. The coding region runs from base 342 to 3440 and encodes 1032 amino acids. NCBI's taxonomy places the organism in Eukaryota, Metazoa, Arthropoda, Insecta, Coleoptera, Tenebrionidae. The record is from RefSeq and is a predicted model, not a curated record. Gene Ontology annotation, biological process: negative regulation of DNA-templated transcription. Gene Ontology annotation, cellular component: nucleus.